Molecule: messenger RNA, 462 nt
Organism: Gymnogyps californianus (California condor)
Lineage: Eukaryota; Metazoa; Chordata; Aves; Accipitriformes; Cathartidae
Gene: CCDC195
Product: coiled-coil domain containing 195
Exons: 3
Coding region: 1-462 (153 amino acids)
Source: RefSeq, a predicted model, not a curated record
AUGGAGGGAAACGCGCACCUCCUCCAGGUCAUCCGCAAGAUGCGUUCCCAAAUCAACAAGCUGGAAAGGGAAAACAGGGCCCUGAGAGGAGAGCUGCAGGUCUGCGGGCAGAGAGCUGUGCCACCGGAGAGAGAGGCAGCAAGAGGAGGCGGGAACGGCGACGUGAGGAGCCUCGCCAAUGACGGGGAAGGACCAGCUGGCUCUCCAGCAUCCCUGCAUGGAAGCAUCGUGGCCAGUCCUGCUCCGGCACCAAAGGAGCAGACAGAUACCACCAUGACCGUGCGGCGCUACUCCGCCGCUUCACCAGCGCCCGCUCCUUCCAGCGCGAGGGGUAAAGUAAAGGCCGUUAGUUUCCUCUUACCAAUGGAUAUGUCAUCAUAUGCUGAAAAGCAAGGUUCCCUCAAAAGCCCACAAAAUCAGAGCACAAAACAGUUAACCACCAUCGCUGAAAAGGAUAUGUGA